This is a messenger RNA of Sclerotinia sclerotiorum 1980 UF-70, 1062 nucleotides long. RefSeq lists its product as hypothetical. Lineage: Eukaryota; Fungi; Ascomycota; Leotiomycetes; Helotiales; Sclerotiniaceae. Bases 1 to 1062 code for a protein of 353 amino acids. The record is from RefSeq and is a predicted model, not a curated record. The transcript is spliced from 2 exons. Gene Ontology annotation, molecular function: zinc ion binding.
AUGUCAGUUCCAGUUACCUCAUGGUCGUGGGGCAAUAUUGCGGAACAACUUGGCUCCCAAUCCUCUGGCCAAAAUCAAAACGGCGUACACACAGAAAACAAGCAAGCGCAUCAAGAAGCUCCUUUGCAAGAACCAGAGCCGGCGCCAGAACCGGUACCAGAACCAAAACGUCGGAGAUAUUAUCCACCCCGACAAUGUCGAAUAUGUCUCGAAACCGUCGAGCCAACCUUCGAAACUCCUACCGCUGGCAUAGCUUCAAUUCUCAAUCCAACACCUCGAGUAAUGUACACGUCCGAAGAUCCUGAGUUAGGCCGUCUAAUGCGACCGUGCAAGUGCAAAGGAAGCCAAAGACAUGUUCAUGAAGGCUGUCUGACAGCCUGGAGACACGCAGAUCCUCUUUACGGAGCACGAAAUUAUUAUGAAUGCCCUACAUGUAAAUUUCAAUACCAUUUUCAGAGAAUCAAGUGGGGUCAUUUAAUUAGUAGUACAUUCGCACAAUUAUGUCUGACUUUGGCGAUAUUGUUUGUGACAAUUUUCGUCAUGGGUUUCGUCGCAGAUCCGAUCAUCAACUUCUAUCUGGAUCCGUAUAGCACAAUUCUUUCUUUCCCUUCGAUGGGAGGGAGUGGUCCUGCUCUGCAUAUUGUGGAGACUGAGACAACGACUUGGACUGAGCAUCUAUUAAAGGGAUUGGCGUCUUUGGGAAUGCUGGGAUUCGUUAAGAUUUUCUUCGCAAUGUCCUCAUUCAGCUGGUGGAAUAUAAGACAAACUGGUGUGUUUGGAGGCGGCCGCGUUCGAGCUGGAACAGGUCGAAAUCGUCUGGAGAAUAUCAGUUGGACGCUUGUCAUUAUUGGUAUUGGCGCUUUCUUAGUUACAGUUUGGAAAUGGACCAGAACUUGGAGUAGAGCCGUGCUCGAGAGAGCUGGCGAGACUGUGAUUGAUGUUGGAGGUGAUGAUGCUGAUGAUGAAGAAGAACAAGCAGAAGCUACCGAGCGAGCAAACCAAGAAACUGCAAGAGAACACCCUCCAACAACUGUCGACCCUGACACCAGGAAAAGGCAGUGA